Messenger RNA from Labeo rohita (rohu), 3352 nucleotides. RefSeq names its product calneuron 2 (gene caln2). The coding region runs from base 590 to 1246 and encodes 218 amino acids. Gene Ontology annotation, molecular function: calcium ion binding. Lineage: Eukaryota; Metazoa; Chordata; Actinopteri; Cypriniformes; Cyprinidae. The transcript has 6 exons. The record is from RefSeq and is a predicted model, not a curated record.
GAGCAGAUCGGCUGUACCACUCCAGCCGUUCAAUGGCUGCAGGGCAGCGCGCCCAUCUCAGACCUUAUCAGCACAAUAGAUUUAUUGCGGCAGAAAAGAUUUGGGGUUUCUUCGCGUGUUUCGGCAGGAGACACACAAGUGAAGGGGGACUCCAUUUUUAAGACGCUAUAAAUCUAUCCGGGUGCAUUCGGCAAGGACUUUAAAUGCAACACACCCUUGGGCGCGCGGCGGAGAACGCCUGUUACGCACGAAGCGAGCGCAAGACGGGAGCAUUUCAGAGCAAAUCUGAUAAAUGGUUGAACUUUAAAAAACACGACAGUGGCUUUUGGAACGAGCAUUUCACCUGAUGGAUCUUCAAAAAAAACUCUGCUGCGGUGGCAAUGGGGCUGUCACAUGCCAACGGGACCGAGAGGAGAUAACUGGGGCAACUGAAAAUUGCAUUGUUUUUCUUCUGAAUUAGUCUGUUCAGCAUACUACAUAUGAGACCAACGACAAGCAUAACUCCAACCGAGAAAAAUUCACAACACUGGCAUUGUAAACGCCCUGAGACUUUGCGAAUUAAGAAACAGGGUCUUUGAGAAGGGUGAAGAUGCCUUUUCACCAUGUGAGAGCAGGGCUGCUCUACACAGACAACUACCUGAGCACCUCUCUCUCCGAAACCAGUGAAGAACAGCUCGCCAACAUCUCCACAGAAGAGCUUGGCGAGAUCCGAGAGGCGUUCCGUGUUCUAGAUAGGGAUGGGAACGGAUUUAUCUCAAAGCAGGAGCUGGGUAUGGCCAUGCGCUCUCUGGGGUACAUGCCCAGUGAGGUGGAGCUGGCUAUUAUCAUGCAGAGACUGGACAUGGAUGGUGAUGGACAGGUGGACUUUGAUGAAUUCAUGACAAUACUGGGACCUAAACUUGUUUCUUCUGAAACCAGAGAGGGCUUCUUAGGAAGUACUAUAGACAGCAUAUUCUGGCAGUUUGACAUGCAACAGAUGUCCCUGGAGGAGCUCAAACACGUCCUGUUCCACGCCUUCAGAGACCAUCUCACCAUGAAGGACAUCGAGAAUAUUAUCGUCACCGAGGAAGAGAGCUUGAAGGAGAACUCAGGAAACUGCCAGACCGAAUUUCAGGGAGUGCAUUCGAAAAAGAAGAAUCGUCAGACGUGUGUCCGCAAGAGCCUCAUCUGCGCUUUUGCAAUGGCCUUCAUCAUCAGCGUCAUGCUCAUCGCAGCCAAUCAGAUGUUGCGGAAUGGCAUGGAGUAGCCCCGCCCACUGUGAACCCUGACCUCUCUUACUUCACUUUCUUUUAGCGUGGGGAGCCCACUGAGCAGAGGAGCGUGUUUUGUCUUUUCUAUUUAUUUUGGCGAUUGUUAUUGUGAAAGACUCCGAGACGGCAGUGAGGGAUGUCCUCCAUCAUCAGCUUGACAGGGACAUGCAAGGGCUCCUCACUGGAAACCAUUUAAUGCAAUAACAUCCCGCGUGUUUUUCUCAUUCCCUGUCUUUGAAAGACGACGACUUUGUACUUUAUCUCACUCCAAGUCAUGUCAGAUGGGAACAAUGAGGAGUGAUUGGCAGCCUGUCCAAUGGAGCCGCUGCAGGAUGUCUGGCAUCAAGAGCGUAUGCGUGUUCAUCUCAGAUGCACUGUACGUUUCGUUCACAGCAUUGCCGUGUUGAAGCUUAUUUAUUGGAGAUAUUGUUUAAUGGUGAAGGAAUUGACCAUACUUACUACCAUACUUACUUUCACAGUAUGCAGUUUACCGUGCACAGCGUGCGAUCUUAAAUUAACAAAAUAUGCAGGAUCAAAUCUGCAUGGAGUACUGUAUCCCACAGUGCAUUUUGACCUUUUGAGUGUGGUCAGCCAGAAACUUUGAACUUUGAUCCUUUGAUUGGACUGCCAAUACUAAAGGGAUUUUACAUUGGAGUAAAAAUGCUAAAUAACCAUGUUUUUGGGGAAAUAUAUUGCACAUAAUGAACGUUGAAGUGCUUCACAUUAGCAUAAUUGAGAGAGAGAAACAGAAAAGUAAAAUCAUUUUAAAAUUAUUUAAAAACAAAUAUAUUCAGGAAAGAAUUAGAUAGUAACUUCUGAAUUAAACAUGAAAUGUGAUCAAAUUAAAUGAAAACUGCAAACUGUUAUAUACAUACAUUUUCUAUAUUUUUUUUUUAAAUAGUAGGAUUACCAUUCAACAGAUUGGGGUCAGUAAGAUUUAUUUAUUUAUUUAUUUUAUUUUUUUUUUUUUUUGUGGGGUGGGAGAAUUAAUACUUUUUCCAGCAAUGGUGCAUUAAGUUGAUUAAUAGUGAAAGAUAAGACAUAUAAUACACUACCAGUCAAAAGUUUUUGGACAGUAAGAUUUUUAAUGUUUUUUUAGUCUCUUCUGCUCACCAAGUAUGCAUUUAUUUGAUCCAAAAUACAGGAUAUAUAAUUUAAUAUAUAAUUUAAUAAGGUUUUGUAACAUUAUACACUAUACCAUUCAAAAGCUACCAUUCAUUAAUAUUAUCAUGAGUUAGUACUUUUAUUUAGCAAGCAUGUUUUCAAUUCAAAAAUGAUGAUAAAGACAUUUAUAAUGUUACAUUAUAACAUGUUUCUAAUGUUUCUAUUCAUCAAAGAGACCUGAAAAAAAAUUCUCAGCUGUUUUCAACAUAAUAAUAAUAAUUCAUGUUUUUUGAGCAGCAAAUCAGAAUAUUUGAAUGAGUUCUGAAGGAUCAUGUGACUGGAGUAAUGAUGCUAAAAAUGUAGCUUUAAAUAUCACAGGAACAAAUUACGUUUUAGAAUAUAUUCAAAUAAAAAAUGUUACUUUAAAUAGUACACAUAGUAAAAAUCUUACUGUUCAAAAACUUUUGACUGGUAGUGUAUUUGAUCAAAAGUUCAAGAAAGUGAAAGAAAAAUAGUCAAAUAUUACAAUUUAAAAUCACAGUUUUUUAUUUUAAAAUAUUUUAAAAUGUAAUUUAUUCCUGUGGUGUUGAAGCUGACUGUUUGACUGAAAUUUGACUGUUUUUGCUGUACUUUGGAUCAAAUAAAUGCAGGCUUCUUUAAAAAAACAAUUUUUUUUUGAUUAAAAAACUUUUGACUGGUAGUGAAUAUAGUAAUUUAUAAGUUUAUAAAUAAUAUCAUAAUUUAUCAUGUUAAAAAAGAUAUUCUGAUCUACAGAGUGCUGCACGACAUGUGAAAAAAUAUAUAUCAUGACCAUGAAUUAAGACUUUGUUACAUGACCUGAAAUUUACCUCAUUUUAGUUAAAUUAUGGCCGUGAAUGAAGAAUUUGCUUCCUCUUUUUACUCAUUUGUGGCCAUGAUUUACUAAUUUAUUCCCUCUGUUUGAUAAUCAGAUGAGGAAAUUGAUUAAAGGAGAAGUCCACUUCCAGAACAACAGUUCA